Molecule: messenger RNA, 3273 nt
Organism: Adineta steineri
Lineage: Eukaryota; Metazoa; Rotifera; Eurotatoria; Adinetida; Adinetidae
Source: the annotation of a GenBank genome assembly
AUGAGUGGAAGAAAAUCCGCUGCUUCGAAUCAUUCAGUAAUUUUCAUUAGAUCAUCGCGUAUACAUUCCGCUACUGAAAAUGAUCGUGAAGAUUUAGUAAAAACUACAUUAGAAAAAUCAUCUGACAAUAAAAAUAAAGAAACAUCAUCUAAAACAAUCACAUUAUGUACUAUAUGUGGUCGAUAUAAAGGUUUUCGUAUGCGUCGUAAAUUAUUUAUUAUAUUAUGUAUCGCUAUUGCAUUGCUAGCAAUUCUUACUGGAAUAUUACUUGUAUUCUAUGUUAUUGUUCCAGCUAUUGUUCGUUCAACUAUUGAUAAAGCUGAAUUAUCAUUUCGAUCUAUUAAUAUUGAAGAAAUAGAGAAUGAUCGUUUUCGUUUACGAGCUCAAUUAGAAUUAUCACGUACUGGAUCAAUUUCAGCUACCAUACUUUCUCCACUAGUUAUCAAUGUUGAUAAUGUUGGAAUUGUAAGAAAUGAACAACCGAUUAUUAUUAGUGGUGAUGCUGAUCGUUCUACUAUCGUUCCAAUUGAUUCUCCAUUUAUUGUAUCUAAUUUAGAUGCUUUUCAUAAAUUUACUCGUUCGCUUAUUUUUGAAUCACAAGUUAUAUGGCAUUUAACAGCUAAAGCUUCUAUACAACCUAUUUCUAGUAGUAUGCCUGUUUAUUCUAAUAUUCCAUUUAAUAAACAAGUAACACUUAAUGCUUUAAAUGGUCUUCAAAAUGUAAAUAUUCAAUCAGUUAGUCUUCGUCGAUCUGAUCGACAACAUAUAUUUGCUGAUAUUAUUAUUGAAAUUCCAAAUCCAUCAUUAUUUAGUAUUGAUCUUGGUGAAUUAAAAUUUUCAUUACAUUAUAAUAAUUAUUCUAUUGGUUAUAUUCAAUCAAUAGAUAGUAAUACAACAUUACAUCCAGGUAUAAAUGCCAUAUCAUUAUCUGGUGAACUUCAAUCAAAAUCUUCUGAAUCAUAUAAUGCUCUUUCAACAGUUGUUCAAAAUUUUCUUACAGGAAAAACAAGUAGUGUGAAAGCAGUAGCUGGACCUAAUGCAACUUCAUAUUCUUUACUUGCCAAUGGUAUGGAAGGUCUUUCAUUAGAUGUUCAAAUGCCUUCAUUUGAUGAACAAUUAAUUCCUUCUCUAAUAUUUAAUUCAAUGUCACUUAUUCCAUCAACAGAUGAAAAGAAAGUAUCAUUAUCAGCUUCAAUUAUUAUUCAAAUUAAUUCACCACUUGGUAAUCAAUCACCACUUGAUAUUACAACUAUGGAUAUGAAUGUUUUUCUUGUCUAUGAAAAUAAUUCUGUUGGUAUGCUUGAUGUUUCUCAAGUUCCAGUAAAACAAAAUAAUGAAAUUACAUAUGAAACAAAUUUUAAUGAUAAACAAUUGAUAUUAACUGAUACUGGUAAAACUUAUGAAAAAUUUGCUCAAAAUUUUAUUAAUGCUAAUGAAACUCAUCCAAUUCAAUUUAGUAUUAUUGGUUUUGCUUCUAUUACUGGUUCAUUUGCUUUAGGUCCUUUAAAUAUUCAUGGAAUUCCUAUUGAUAAUCGUGUAUCAUUAGUUGGUCUUAAAGGUCUUAAUAAUGUUUAUGUUCAUAGUAUUUCAGUUGAUGGAGAAAUAGAUACUGCUUUACAACUUUCUAUUAAUGUAACUAUCAAUAAUCCUGGUAUAACGAAUGUUCAGUUACAAAAUUUUAUACUUUAUAUGGCUGAUGGUGAUAGUGGAACAGUUCUUGGUCAAGUACCAAUUGAUUUAUUAAUCUUAGAACCAGGAAAUAAUAAUAUGCUCCUCAAUGGUUUAUUAGCUCCAUUAGAUCAAACAGAUUUACCUUUUGUUGGUAAAUUUUUUUCUGCAUAUCUUAAUGGUCAAACACAAUUAGUAAAACUGUAUCAUGAAUUAUCAACUACAGAAAAUCCUACUGGUAUGGAUUUAACAAUUAGUGGUCUUUCUAUGAAAGCAGAUCUCAAUGGAAUAGAUACACAAUUAAUUCGUCGAGUAGAGGUCCUGAAUUUUGGUAUUGAAUUUGAUUCAAUAGAUGUCAAUAAAGUUUAUGUUACAGGUCAAUUAUUAGUUCUAUUUGAAUUACCAUCUAAUGUUCAUAUGACAUUUCGAGCAUUAACAACAAAUAUUAAUUAUACAAUAUGUUUUAAUAAUGGAUCUAGUAUGAGUCAAAUGAGUCUUUAUGAUUUACCCGUUGAACAUAAUCAAAUAACUAAUGAACUUUUAAUGAAUUUUAAUAAACAAGAACUUUUAAUACUUGAUGAAAAAUUAUUUCAAGAAUUUGCUGCUAAUCUUGUUCUUACAAAUAAUGUAUCGAUUACGAUUGAAGGUUUAGCUGCAGCAUUAGCUGAAGUUCAAAUAGGUAAUAUUACUUUAAAUGAUAUUCCUGUUAGUGAUACACUUCAUCUUAUUGGUUAUGAACGAUUUGAUAAUGGACUUUUAACUAUCGAUAAAAUUGAUUUAACAGGAGCUUUAUCAUCCGAUAAAUUAUCUCUUCGUGUUAAAACAAAAAUUGAUAAUCCGUCUGUUGUUAAUAUUAUUAAUGGUGGUCGUUUAUCACUUGAUUUACGUGAACUGACAAGUAAUAUUUCAUUAGGUUCAGUUAUUAUCGAUCCAUUUUAUCUUAAUCCACAAGAUAACAGUACUCUACUUGAUGCACAAGGUAUUUUUAUGAUAACAAAAAGUAAUUCUGCUAUAGCUGAACAAUUUAUUUCACAUAUGGUUUGUGGUAUAGAUAAUGAAGUUGAAUUAUGUGGUACAUUAUCAGAUAAUUCAAUUGGUACUUCUAUUCCUUUACUUUCAAUGGCUAUUGCUGAUCUACGUAUUCGUACAAAAGUUCCUGGUCUUACGGGUGAAAGAACACUUGUUCGAGAAGUUCGUCUAAAAAAAUUAAGUGCUUUACAGAUAACUGGUAUUCCACUUGGUUUAGUCAAAACACUUUCUUCACGUAUUCGACUUAAAAAUCCUUUUAGUACACCUUUAGCUAUAACCAGUAUGAAUAUACGAGCUGAUCUUGGUGCCGUAAUAAAUGAUAAUCAACAAAUUGGUACUGUUACUGAUAAUACACAUAUUAAUAUUAAUGCUUAUGAAGACGUUUUAACACCUUAUAUAGAUGUUAAGAUUACAGCUAAAUUAACUACAAUGGUUUCUCUUCUGGGUCCUUUAUUAGCUGGUACUAUUCCUUUAUCUCUUUCCGGUACUAUUACUGUUGUUAUUGAUAAUCAACUUACUCUAGUUGAACUUCCACUUACUUUACUAAAUAUAACUGGUACACAAGAAUCAGCAUGA